Molecule: messenger RNA, 2619 nt
Organism: Vigna radiata var. radiata (mung bean)
Lineage: Eukaryota; Viridiplantae; Streptophyta; Magnoliopsida; Fabales; Fabaceae
Product: DNA gyrase subunit B, chloroplastic/mitochondrial-like
Exons: 21
Coding region: 113-2287 (724 amino acids)
Biological process (GO): DNA topological change
Cellular component (GO): chromosome
Molecular function (GO): DNA topoisomerase type II (double strand cut, ATP-hydrolyzing) activity; DNA binding; ATP binding
Source: RefSeq, a predicted model, not a curated record
AUUGAGUUUACUCUAAAAUAUGUUGUAGGGUUUAGAGAAAGAAGAUAGCGUCAGUGAACUCUCGGAAGCAUUGAAGGGAAAGCGAAGCGAGUGAUUUGGGAAUGUGAAUGUGAUGGCGCAAGUUCUUCUGUAUCGUCCUCCUCUGCUUCGCUUCAUGGCUUCUCGCUUCUUCACCCACUCUUCCUUCCAUACGCGUUUUUCUUCUCUUCCUUCUUCUACUCUCACCAAAACAAGGACGAGUUUUCAUCUGAGAAAAUCUUGGAUUCCCUGCUCGGUUUCAAUUACUGCCACUCCAAGGGCGUUUAUGUCUUCUGUCCCUACCACUGAAGCUUUUCAGAAAAGUGAAAGUUCCACAGCUUAUGGUUCUGAUCAAAUUCAGGUGCUGGAAGGCUUGGACCCUGUGAGGAAAAGGCCCGGGAUGUACAUUGGAAGCACUGGCCCUCGAGGGUUGCACCAUUUGGUGUAUGAAAUUUUGGAUAAUGCUGUUGAUGAAGCUCAAGGUGGGUUUGCUUCCAGGAUUGAUGUUGUUUUGCUUGCAGAUGGUUCUGUGAGCAUCACUGACAAUGGUCGUGGGAUUCCCACUGACUUGCAUCCAGUUACAAAUAAAUCUGCCUUGGAGACAGUGUUGACGGUCUUGCAUGCUGGUGGAAAAUUUGGUGGUGCUAACAGUGGGUACUCUGUCUCAGGAGGUUUGCAUGGUGUUGGAUUGUCUGUUGUUAAUGCCUUGUCUGAGUCACUAGAGAUAACAGUUUGGCGUGAUGGAAUGGAAUACACACAAAAAUAUUCUCGUGGAAAACCAGUGACAAUUCUAAAAUGCCUUGUGCUUCCAGAUGAAAGGAAAGAUCAUCGAGGGACACGUGUUAGAUUUUGGCCCGACAAAGAAGUUUUCACCACUGCUAUUGAGUUUGAUUAUAGCACAAUAGCUGGCCGGAUUAGGGAGUUAGCUUUCCUCAACCCAAAGCUUACAAUCACACUUCAGAAAGAGGAUAAUGAUCCAAAUAAAGCUCAAUAUAACAAAUAUUUUUAUGCUGGGGGGUUGGUCGAAUAUGUGAAAUGGCUCAAUGCAGAUAAGAAAGCUCUUCAUGACGUUCUGAGUUUUAGAAAAGAAACUGAUGGCAUCGCAGUUGAUAUAGCUUUUCAAUGGUGUGAAGAUGCAUACUCAGAUACAAUACUGGGAUAUGCUAAUAGUAUACGCACUAUUGAUGGUGGCACUCAUAUUGAGGCCAUGAAGGCUUCUAUAACAAGAACGCUGAAUGGUCUAGGAAAGAAGUCAAAAGUUAUUAAGGAUAAGGAUAUUACUUUAAGUGGCGAGCAUGUUAGAGAGGGUCUAACUUGUGUAGUCUCAGUCAAGGUCCCAAACCCUGAGUUUGAAGGACAAACAAAGACAAGGUUAGGAAAUCCAGAGGUACGAAAAGUGGUUGAACAAUCUAUUCAUGACUAUCUUACUGAGUAUUUAGAAUUGCAUCCAGAUGUGCUUGAUUCGAUACUUUCUAAAGCUCUCAAUGCUUUUAAGGCAGCUCUGGCAGCAAAAAGAGCGAGAGAAUUGGUGAGACAAAAGAGUNUAUUGAGAUCUUCAUCUCUUCCGGGAAAACUAGCUGAUUGUUCUUCUUCAAAUCCUGAAGAAUGUGAAAUCUUUAUAGUUGAAGGUGAUUCAGCUGGAGGAAGUGCUAAGCAAGGGCGUGACAGGCGCUUCCAGGCCAUUCUCCCUCUGAGGGGUAAGAUUCUGAAUAUUGAAAGGAGGGAUGAAGCAGCAAUGUACAAAAAUGAAGAGAUCCAAAAUUUAAUUCUCGGGCUUGGUCUUGGUGUGAAGGGAGAGGAUUUUAAAAAGGACGCACUCCGGUAUCAUAAAAUUAUUAUUUUGACUGAUGCUGACGUGGAUGGUGCUCACAUCCGAACUUUGCUACUGACAUUUUUCUUCAGAUAUCAGAAAGCAUUGUUUGAUGAAGGUGUUAUUUAUGUUGGUGUUCCACCAUUGUACAAGGUUGUCCGGGGAAAACAAGUGCACUAUUGCUAUGACGAGGCUGACCUUAAAAAGCUUAAAAAAUCGUUUCCUCCUAAUGCAUCAUACAACAUGCAACGGUUCAAAGGAUUGGGAGAGAUGAUGCCUUUACAACUAUGGGAAACAACCAUGGAUCCAGAACGGAGGUUACUGAAGCAAUUAAAAGUUGAGGAUGCAGCAGAAGCAAGUACUGUUUUUUCCUCUCUUAUGGGUACUCAGGUGGAUAUUCGGAAGGAACUCAUACGAAAUUCUGCAAGCAUGAUUGAUCUUCAUCAGCUAGAUAUUUGAUGGUGCAUCUAGAUAUGGAGAAAGGAAUGGCUUCCAUAUUAGUCAUACACUACAAUAUAAAGCACAAUUUUUUCUGUAUGCCCUGGAACGUGGAGAGGUCUGAAAUGAAGAGGCUCCUGUUUUUUCAUUGGUGCCAUUUGGUGUUUUAAGAGCUGUUUUUUUGGUUACAAAUUAAGCUGUUUUUUAGCUUCUGGGAAGUAUUUGAGGGGCAUGUUGGAGGCUCUAAUUUUAUUGUUAAAAAUUUGUAAAGUGCAUAUAUUUUUUCCCCACCUAUAUAUGAACCCAAGUUUUGAAAUUGCAUUUGUAAUCAAAUUCAUGUACUUUAGAUGUUA